Cryptomeria japonica (Japanese cedar) is the source of this 1732-nucleotide messenger RNA. RefSeq names its product metal transporter Nramp7.2. Gene Ontology annotation, cellular component: membrane. The transcript is spliced from 14 exons. Gene Ontology annotation, biological process: metal ion transport. Lineage: Eukaryota; Viridiplantae; Streptophyta; Pinopsida; Cupressales; Cupressaceae. The record is from RefSeq and is a predicted model, not a curated record. Gene Ontology annotation, molecular function: cadmium ion transmembrane transporter activity; manganese ion transmembrane transporter activity. Bases 194 to 1732 code for a protein of 512 amino acids.
UUAAAAAGGGAGUCUCAGAUCCUUUUCGGGCAUUAACUACGCAACAGUCAUUACGGGCAAGAUACGAAGGGAGCGCUUUGUACAGCAGUCUACCAGUAGACUUUAAGGGCAAGCUGAACCUUCAUUCUUGUGACAAAUUGGAGAAAUUUGGGAUUGCUAAUGUUCUCGGCUGAAUUUAUACAUCAUAAUUUCAAUGGCAGAGGAAGCGAUGGAAAAUUCAGCUGGGCAGUUGGAGAUAGUCCAUGGGACUUCCGCUGAAGAAAUUGAGAAGCAUCAAGUUGCAGGCUCUGCUGACGAGAAAAGCUCGUGGAAGAAGUUUAUAUCAUAUGUUGGGCCAGGUUUUCUUGUGUCCAUAGCCUACUUGGAUCCUGCUAACUUGGAAUCAGAUUUAGAGGCAGGUGCAAAGUAUAAAUAUGAGCUGCUCUGGGUCAUUCUCUUGGCCUGUAUUUUUGCUUUGAUUAUUCAGUCUCGUGCUGCCAAUUUGGGAGUAGCCACAGGCAAGCACCUUGCAGAACACUGCAGAACAGAGUACCCUAAAAAUUUAAAUUGCAUACUAUGGCUGUUGGCAGAAGUGGCAGUAAUUGCAUCUGACAUCCCUGAAGUCAUUGGAUCAGCUUUUGCACUAAAUUUGCUGUUUCAUAUACCCAUAUGGGCUGGGGUCCUUAUAACAGGGCUCAGUACUCUCCUCCUCCUUGGAUUGCAGAGAUAUGGGAUCAGGAAAUUGGAGUUGGUAAUAACAAUUCUAGUAUUUGCAAUGGCCGCCUGCUUCUUUGGGGAGCUUGGACAUGCAAAACCCAAUUCUAUACAAGUCUUGAAAGGGAUGUUUGUUCCUCGGUUGAAAGGAAAUGGAGCAACUGGUCUUGCAAUCUCUCUCUUUGGUGCCCUUGUUAUGCCGCACAACUUGUUUCUCCAUUCAGCCUUGGUUCUUUCAAGGAAAAUACCCACUUCUGUUUCAGGAAUCAAUACAGCGUGCAGAUAUUUCUUUAUAGAGAGUGCAUUUGCUCUGUUUGUGGCCUUCCUAAUCAACGUGGCAGUUGUUUCUGUGAGUGGGUCUGUUUGUUCCAUGCCAUAUAUAUCUUCUCAAGAUGCAGAUAACUGUAAGGAGAUGGACCUCCUUAACGCUUCUUUCCUUUUAAAGAAUGUAUUGGGAAAAUGGAGUUCUAAAAUAUUUGCAGUGGCAUUGCUUGCGUCGGGACAAAGUUCAACCAUCACUGGAACAUACGCAGCUCAGUAUGUGAUGCAGGGUUUUCUGAACAUGAAAAUGAAAGCAUGGAGGCGGAAUCUUAUAACACGGGGCAUAGCAAUCAUUCCAAGUCUUGCAGUGGCUAUCAUUAGUGGUAGUUCUGGCGCAGGACAACUAAUUAUAAUAUGCUCGAUGAUCUUGUCAUUCGAGCUGCCAUUUGUUUUGAUUCCUUUGUUGAAGUUUAGCAGCAGUAAAAUAAAGAUGGGCCCUCAUGAGAACUCACUUAUAGUUACAAUUUCUGCUUGGCUUAUUGGAGCUGCUCUCAUAAUCAUAAAUAUGUAUUAUCUUAGCACAGGAUUCGUAGGUUGGCUAAUUCACAACCAUCUACCAAAGGUGGCAUCAAUACUUAUAGGAUUAGUGGUUUUUCCAAUUAUGUUAAUUUAUGUGCUUGGGAUUCUAUAUUUAGUUAUUCGAGUAGAUAAGGAAAUUACUUAUAUAGCACCGAAGGAUUCAUUAGAGUAUAAAAAUGAUGUAACUUCUAUUUUGUAG